Messenger RNA from Neoarthrinium moseri, 2697 nucleotides. RefSeq lists its product as uncharacterized. The transcript is spliced from 3 exons. Gene Ontology annotation, biological process: cytoskeleton organization. Gene Ontology annotation, cellular component: mitotic actomyosin contractile ring, proximal layer; cytoplasm; plasma membrane. Gene Ontology annotation, molecular function: protein binding; phospholipid binding. The record is from RefSeq and is a predicted model, not a curated record. NCBI's taxonomy places the organism in Eukaryota, Fungi, Ascomycota, Sordariomycetes, Amphisphaeriales, Apiosporaceae. The coding region runs from base 1 to 2697 and encodes 898 amino acids.
AUGCCUGCUGCUACAGAGGCGCCGACAGUGGCACUGUCGUUCGCCAACAAUUUCUGGGGAAAGGAAGAUGCCGGCGUCGGCCCGCUGCUCGAUCGCAUGCUGGCUGCGAAGCAGACAUGCGACGAGCUUAGAUCGUUCUACAGUGCCCGCGCUUCCAUCGAAGAUGAAUACGCCCGCAAGCUCAUGUCCUUGUCCCGGAAAGCCCUAGGGUCGCACGAGAUGGGCUCGCUGAAGUCAUCACUCGACACCGUGCGCGGCGAGACCGAGGCCAUGGCCAAGCAGCAUGCCAGCAUCGCCCAGCAGAUGAAGACAGAACUCGAAGAGCCGCUGGCCGCGUUCGCCGGGGGCAUGAAGGAGAGACGCAAGAUCGUCCAGAACACGGUCGAGAAGCUGCUCAAGACCAAGAUCCAGCAGACUCAGACCGUCAACAAGACACGAGACCGCUACGAGCAAGAAUGUCUGAAGAUCAAGGGCUACCUCGCCCAGGGCCACAUGGUCAUGGGCCAGGAGGAGCGGAAGAACAAGGCCAAGCUGGAGAAGACACAGAUCAGCCUGGCCACCUCGAAUACCGAGUACGAGAAUGCCGUCAAGGCCUUGGAAGACACCACGGCGAGGUGGAACCGUGAGUGGAAGGCUGCCGCCGACAAGUUCCAGGACCUGGAGGAGGAGCGCCUCGACUUCUCCAAGAGCUCCUUGUGGACGUUUGCAAACGUCGCAUCGACCGUGUGCGUCAGCGAUGACGCCUCCUGCGAGAAGAUGCGGCUGGCCCUCGAGGACUUGGAGGUCGAAAAGGAUAUCAUGACCUUCAUCAGCGAGAGGGGCACGGGCCAGGAGAUACCGGAUCCGCCAAAGUACAUCAACUUCUGCCGAGGAGAUGUGGACGAUCACGAGUCGAUAGCCUCGGUCGACGAUGACAGUUAUUCAGUGGCCCAAUUCCCACGCAGCAUCAACCCGGCCUAUCGCACUUCCUCGCCUCAGCCUUCGACUUUUGAGUCCCACCAUGAUCCCAACUCGGCCCUGGCACGCGAUCUUGCCCACCAUGACAUGGAUACACCACGGAGCAGGGAGGCUACAGUAACCCCACACAAGGGACCAGGCGCCGUCAUGCCUCCCUCGGGCAGCCGGGCGGGACACGGCAUGCAGCAGCAGCAACAAUAUGACGCUGGUCAAUUCGCAGCCGUGCCGCAUGAUCCGUACCCUAUGGACGGCAUGACCAUGUUGUGCCGCACGGAUGGCAUGAACUCGGGCAUGAACUCUGCUACUAGCUCUAAUCUGUCCUCCAACAGACCAUCGAGCCGUGACGACAACAGCGAAUACUCCAACCCGACUUCGUUCUCUAGUCAGGAACCGCCGAGCGGCAAGGUGUCGCCAGUCAAGCAGCCACAGCCCCUGGUGGAGGCACAGCCGGAGAAACGCAUCCUUAAGAAGAAGAGCGGCUUCUUCCAGAACCACAGUCCGUUCCGGCGAAAGAGCACCAAGGACAUCAGUGCGUCCAACAGAAAUACCUGGGGUCCCUCAUCGCAAAGACCUCAGUAUCAACCGGAGCAGAACGCACUGCCCGACAGGACCGUCAGUCCCGAUCCCAUCGACGCCAACGCCAGCCUGGCUCUCAACGUCGGUCAGAAUGUCUUUGCCGUGUCUACGCCUGACAGACUUAAGAAGUCCGUGGACAAGGCGCCUCAAGAAGACAUGGACCCGAUCGCACUGGCGCUCGCGGAACUCAAGGAGGUGGCAGGAAACAAGCAGGCUACUGUGCGGGUAUCGGCAGACCACUAUCAUGGGAUUGCCACGCCAGCACCUGGGCAUGAUCCGUCCCGACCAUUCUCCAGGUCCGUUCCGGCUCCUAGGGGAGGCAGCGACGUGGCGGCGGGCAUGAGAGGCACACCGCCACCGUCUUACGAUCAGCAAGUGCAACGACUUGGCGUCCCUGCAGCAGCAUGCACCAAGAGAGCGAUGCAAGAGACGACGCGGAAGUACGAACAGCAAACACGAGACAUGUUCAACCCCAACCGCCCGGGUUCGGGAGCCUAUGCACGAAGCCAGUCACGACCAGGCACCAGAGGGAGCGACAUGCCUCGCACUGCAUCCCCGGCACCGCCCCGCAGCGCAUCUCCGAGAGUCGACCCUCGCCAGCACCACCGAUCCGCAUCACCCAACCCUUACAGCGGGAGCCAACACCAACGCAGCCAGUCGUCGAUGGGCGCGGCCGCUCCUCGCGGCUCGGAUCAGGGGUACUUCCGCCACAACUCUCCCAACGAGAUGGCUAGAUCAGCGUCGCCGGCGCCGUUCCGUAACGACUACGACCGCCCGAGCAGCAGUGACAUGGCUGUCCAGUUGUCCCCUGGCGCCGAGGACGGGUAUGGAUCUCAACGUGGACGCAACGGCAGACCCGGUACCAGCCAAGGCGGACAGGUGGCCUUCUACGACGGCCGACAGAUGUCAACCUCCCGACAGCGCAGUAAGAGUCUUGCGGAUCCAAGUCGACAGUACACUAAGGAUGGCCGGCCGAUUUUGCAUCUAGCACGGGCUUUGUAUGUGUACCAGGCAGCGAUCCCCGAGGAGCUGGGCUUCAGCAAGGGCGAUACCUUGGCCGUCCUGCGGCACCAGGACGAUGGCUGGUGGGAGGCCGAGAUUCACGCAGGCAACGGGGCCGGCAGGAGCGGGUUGGUACCCAGCAACUACCUGCAGCCUAUAUAG